Molecule: messenger RNA, 4377 nt
Organism: Centropristis striata (black sea bass)
Lineage: Eukaryota; Metazoa; Chordata; Actinopteri; Perciformes; Serranidae
Gene: rarga
Product: retinoic acid receptor gamma a
Exons: 12
Coding region: 561-2087 (508 amino acids)
Biological process (GO): cellular response to corticotropin-releasing hormone stimulus; retinoic acid receptor signaling pathway; regulation of transcription by RNA polymerase II
Cellular component (GO): nucleus; transcription regulator complex
Molecular function (GO): nuclear receptor activity; zinc ion binding; RNA polymerase II cis-regulatory region sequence-specific DNA binding
Source: RefSeq, a predicted model, not a curated record
AUGAAGCACAUGGACAAUAGGCGUGGCUCACCGUGACUGCCUGCUCGCUGACAAGCAGCGCUGCAAACGGAUGUCCUCCUGUCCGCCACUAGGGGGAGUCACAGUGCCAGAAAUGUGGGCGCACGGUAGCCCCCAUCGACGCCCCUGAACUGCCGGGACACAGUGACGGAUUGGCAACAAACGAAGACAGAACUUCGCCGAGCGUGCGCUUGUCAUCCACUAUUUAUGCUUCAAACUUCUGGGGGAAUGUGCUUUCUGCUUUUGAAGCCGAGACAUACGCUACUCUAAGGCGAAGAGAAGCUCCGCUCAUCAGACCGCUCCGGCAACUGCUUCAUCUGUCUGUCUGCCUCAUCAACACCACAGUGGAAAACCGAAUUGGAUGACUUUCCUAAAGUGGAGUCACUAAAACCAGAGGCCUUAUCGUCACUCAUCCACUCCCCACAUCCUGAGAGUCUUCGAAAGGACACGGAUUCCAACUUUUCUGGGGAUUUCCAGGUGUUGUGCGAGCCGUUGCUUCCACCCAGCGGCCUGCUGCGGACCCCUGGGGGUGCUCCCUCAACAUGGCUACCAACAGGGAACAGCAGGUGGGCCACAUGACCGGCUUCCCACCUGCUGUCUACCCCUUUGCCUUCAACUCCAUGAGAAGCCACUCCCCCUUCGACCUGCUGGCCAACAGCAGCCUGUUUGGGAGAUUCGGUGCUGACCUACCCAAAGAGAUGGCCGCUCUCUCGGUGGAGACCCAGAGCACCAGCUCAGAGGAGAUGGUACCCAGUUCUCCGUCUCCACCUCCCCCACCUCGUGUCUACAAGCCCUGCUUUGUGUGCCAGGACAAGUCCUCAGGGUACCACUACGGGGUCAGCUCCUGUGAGGGCUGCAAGGGUUUCUUCCGCCGCAGUAUCCAGAAGAACAUGGUGUACACCUGCCACCGAGACAAGAACUGUCAGAUUAACAAGGUCACACGCAACCGCUGCCAGUACUGCAGGCUGCAGAAGUGCUUUGAGGUCGGAAUGUCCAAGGAAGCGGUUCGCAAUGACAGAAACAAGAAGAAGAAGGAUGUGAAGGAGGAGUUGGUGCUUCCAGAGAGCUAUGAGCUAAGUGGAGAGCUAGAAGAGUUGGUCAAUAAAGUCAGCAAAGCUCACCAAGAAACCUUCCCGUCACUUUGCCAAUUGGGCAAAUACACCACCAACUCCAGCUCAGACCACCGGGUUCAGCUGGAUCUGGGUUUAUGGGACAAGUUCAGCGAGCUCUCAACCAAAUGCAUCAUCAAGAUUGUGGAGUUCGCCAAGCGGCUGCCGGGUUUCACCACCCUCACCAUCGCUGACCAAAUCACUCUACUGAAGUCGGCCUGCUUGGACAUACUGAUGCUGAGGAUCUGCACACGCUACACCCCAGAACAGGACACUAUGACCUUCUCAGACGGCCUGACUCUGAACCGGACUCAGAUGCACAACGCCGGCUUCGGACCUCUCACAGAUCUGGUGUUUGCCUUUGCUGGCCAGCUUCUACCCCUGGAGAUGGACGACACAGAGACCGGCCUCCUCAGCGCCAUCUGCCUCAUCUGUGGAGACCGUAUGGAUCUGGAGGAGCCACAGAAAGUGGAUAAGCUACAAGAGCCUCUCCUCGAGGCUCUGAAGAUCUACGCUCGUCGCCGACGCCCCAACAAACCUCACAUGUUCCCCCGCAUGCUGAUGAAGAUCACUGACCUCAGGGGAAUCAGCACUAAGGGUGCAGAGAGAGCAAUCACUCUGAAGAUGGAGAUCCCAGGGCCGAUGCCUCCUUUGAUCAGGGAGAUGCUCGAGAACCCGGAGGCCUUCGAAGACCAAACAGAGGGCAAAGAGAGCCCGCCGCCUCCACCACCGCCGCCGCCACCUCCACCACCAGCCCAGGUCAAGCAGGAGGCUGAGGAUGAAGACGACAGCUGGGCCACAGAGAACGGCAGCGAGCCGUCGCCGGAGGAGGAGGAUGAAGACGACGACGACGUGGGGGAUGAAGAUCGAGACAGGGGCUCGGACAGUGAUGGGGAGCCCUGGGGGGUUCUGGAUGCCAUAGAUGGGCCGAGGAAAGGCCUUGUUGGGAGGGCGCAGUGAACAAAGCAUUUCAUACAGACACACAUGCACAUACAGCUUCAAACACACACACACAAAACAUACAUACACAAAGACAUACAACACAACCUCACUCAUUCUCCCACCUCAACAAAAUGCUGGCCUUCCCUCCCCCUUUCUCUCUCCUUACUGCACAUCACUGUGUCCUCCACAGCGGAGCACAGCAGAGCCUUAUGUGUACAGACACUUCUAACUCAGGCCACAUGGUCCAUGACAAGUGAACUACAGAAAACUAAAGUCAAGGAGAGAUGACAGUCAACCAUAUGAACUCCUGGCGUAGCCCAGAGGGAAGUUAACGUGACAAAAAGAACAGAACCUCUUUGAGACAGCUAAACCUCUCUUUUUCCCCAUUAUUGUUGUUUAUAUCUAAAUAGGGGAACGGCCAAACCAGUCAACAGAACUGAGCAGUUGAUUCCAACGGAUCACAACAAGCACAUUUCUCAAAAGACAACAAGAUUACAGGGCAAAACCAAAUCGAGUAUGCUAAUCUUUUUGUUCUUGUGGUUAUUGCUUUUGAAUAUUGUUUUCAGUUUUACUUUUUUUUUUUUCAAUUUAUGAAUAAGUCCAUACAUAUCUAUAUACCAUUAUAUUUUUGUCUUUACUUGUUAUUCUGGUUUUAUAUAUGAAUUUCUUUUAGACAAGUUUUCUCUUUGAAGAGCUUUCCUGAGAAGAUAUUCCGAGGGAAAGAAGGGUAAUCAGAACUGGCUGGGUCUUUCUUAUCAGCUACAUAUGCUUAGCUGGGGCUUUUUUGGGCACUCACUGUGGAUGUCAAUGAUAAUCAACCCAGAGGACUAUUGUUAUGUUGCAGUGACUUAAUCAGUUUCUGUUAUCAGGGAAUUGGCAUUAUUCUAUUUUGCUCUCGUUGCAGCCAACUAAUGCUGCCAAUGCGGAAAGUAAGUAUCUUUGUGCCAAAGUUAGUAAAAAGUCAUCUUUGGAGCAUGAGUUUGACUACUGGCAGGGACUCCAGCCACGAUCCAGCGAUCCUCACAGCAGGGCACUCACUCACACAUGCACUAGCACACCCUCAUUAUUCCACACACAAGUGCAUACACACACACUCCGCUCGCUCCACCCUCAGCUGCAGCAGGUGUGCCGACCUGGCAUGGAGUGCCCGGACAGAGAUUUUUACACUUGACCGUAUAUGUAGCACUUUUGUGAUCCUCUAUUCAAGUAAGGCACAUCUCAUCUGCUGAAAGUAGAGCUACUUAAAUCUCCGUUAGCAUGUCCCAACUGAUGACGGCAUCAGCAUAUAGAAAACAAUCAACCUUAGAGCACUCCCCGAUGAUGUCAGUAGACGAAUGCACACUUUCAGCACAGACAAAAAAGCUUCCACACAUAGUAGCAACAUCAUGCAUCAACACAAAGACAUAUGCAAGUUGAAAGCAGGAAUCUUUAUGGAAGACAUAUUGGAAUCAGACUCAGGGCUUUUCAGUAAGGACCAAACCCUAGCUGCUUUCAGGCACGCUAGAAACAGGCAAUAUUUAUGUGUGUAUUCUUGACUCCGUUUUUUGAUCAGCUCAACCCCUCUGCGUGUACAUAGAAGGUGACAAGUCUGAGAAACAGCAUGGGUGCCAGUGUGACUCUCGCAGAGGGGGGACAAAUCAUCAUCGACAUUGCCGCUGCCCCUCCUGUGCUCGCACUGGCAUCCAUGCAGCAAACUGCCUUCUCAUCCCAAAAGCCAUUAUAUCAUCUUGUCUUCUUGUGUAUAUCCUCACUUCUCUUUAAAGGAGCUGUGCAGGAUUAUGUGUUCUCAUGUAUCAUUUCUUUAUUGCCAAAAUGUCUCAGUAGGCGAUCAGCUGGGAGAGCGCAGCUGAUCUACAGUACAGAGGGUUUUUUCUGUCUCUCUUCGAAGCAAUAUGAACAUUCUUUCUGUAGCGGUGAGAAGUCCCAUUUUCUGAACAUGGGCAGCUCUCCUCAGUUUGUGUGAAUGUGUGUGCGUGUGAGCGUGUGUGUGUGUGUGUGUGUGUGUGUGUGUGUGUGUGUGUGUGUGUGUAUGUGUGUGCUUGAACAUGUUUUUGAGUCAUUGGGUGAAUGUCCUCAGCACGGUGCUGUCACACAUCUCUUGUGUGAUGACCUCAUCCCUUCUCUCUCUCUCUGCCAGACUGUCAUGAUGUUAGAGACGGUUAUGCAGGCAGAACAUUGAGAUUAUGUUGUUUCAUGUUUUUGUUUUUCAAAAUGGCCAAGGUGUUGUCUACCCUCUGUUUAUGUCAACUCUUGUCAUACAAAGAAAAGCCAUAUAAACAGUAAGAGGCACAAUAAACUACUUUUGUGA